Molecule: messenger RNA, 1787 nt
Organism: Lobosporangium transversale
Lineage: Eukaryota; Fungi; Mortierellomycota; Mortierellomycetes; Mortierellales; Mortierellaceae
Product: DNA repair metallo-beta-lactamase-domain-containing protein
Exons: 3
Coding region: 163-1722 (519 amino acids)
Biological process (GO): double-strand break repair via nonhomologous end joining; interstrand cross-link repair; protection from non-homologous end joining at telomere
Molecular function (GO): damaged DNA binding; 5'-3' DNA exonuclease activity
Source: RefSeq, a predicted model, not a curated record
GAGGCAUGAUGACGAAUUUCCAGAUGACGAUGAGAUUCAGGACUGGGAUGCGGAUGAGUUCCAAGACGAAUGUGGAUCGUUGAAAACAGUGAAUCCUGUCCCAGAGAAUGCUUGCCCAAUCUGCAGACUUGACUUACUGACUUUAGAUACUAUGGUUCGUCAAUGGGUCGCCAAUAUACCCCAGAUGCACAUGUAAACCGUUGCCUUGACGAAUCGGUAACUAAUCCACCACUAGCCGAGUCUUCUGUUGCUACACAGCCAACAAGUAGUCAGAUAUUGUCAAGAAACCCAUUGACAGCUAUAAUCGGGACCAUUCGCAACGCAAUAACCAAUGCAUCUACACGCACCGGAAAUGUUACUCAGGUCGCAACAUCUAUUCAGAAAGUUAAUAAAAAAGGCUCGUCGAAAUAUAAGAAGCGACCUCCGAAAUCAUGUCCAUUCUACAAGAAGAUGCCUGAUACAAGUUUUACGGUGGACGCGUUUUGCUAUGGAGCAAUUGAUGGAUGUGAUGCUUACUUUCUGUCUCAUUUUCACUCGGAUCACUAUGGUGGAUUAACAUCGGCAUGGAACCAUGGAAACAUCUACUGUUCAAGCAUCACCGCCAACCUCGUCAUUCGGCGACUUGGAGUGGAUCCACAAUUCGUCAGGAGAUUGCCCAUGUAUGAACCUACCGUCGUAAAUGGCAUAACUGUUCGUCUCAUGGACGCCAAUCAUUGCCCAGGAUCAGUUCUGUUUGUAUUUGAUCUUCAGAAUCCUCGAAGGCGAUAUCUCCAUACAGGUGAUUUCCGCGCGAUUCCUGAUAUGUGUGUGGACCCUAUUCUUCGUCAACCACCGAAUGUACCGAUCGAUAUUCUGUACCUGGACACAACCUACAGUAACCCGCGGUACACGUUUCCAUCUCAAGACUUGGUAAUUAGAGAGACGACGAAGCUUAUCUGUAAGGAACUAGGAAUCGAUCACCAUCACCCUGCCAUGAAGGCGUCUGUCAUCCAAGUGACCAAGAAAAAAGUCAACGUCAUGGAGAGUUGGCUUAAGAAAGAAUCUGGAAACAAUGCAAAAUUGCUCUCCAUGUCGGUCAAGGCGUCUCAAAGCAUCAAAGCGAAGCAGAAAUGGCAGGAGCCCGCUGAAAAAGACAGAGUUGUUAUCUGUGUUGGAACAUAUUUGAUAGGGAAAGAGCGUGUCUUCAAAGCCAUUGCGAAAGCAAUCCGGAGCAAAGUCUUUGUGCAGCCCUCAAAACUCCAGAUACUCUCUUGCUUAGAGGAUAAAGAGUUAAUGGAUAUGCUAACUAGCAACCGAUUGGAGGCACAGAUCCAUUUGCUACAUAUGGGUUCCGAUAUGUCGCCAGAAGCCCUUCAGGACUAUCUUUGUUCACUGGCGCCGACGUUCACACGUCUAAUUGCAAUUCGACCGACGGGCUGGACAUUUACAGGGGGCUCGAAGAAGUAUACAGCUGCAGACAAUGGUUCAAUAGACCAAAUGAGGACUCCAACGCCUAGUUCAGUUGAACUAAAACCAAGUUACACGUCGUCAACGAUCAAGAUAUACCCUAUUCCGUACUCGGAGCAUUCCAGUUUUAAUGAGCUUGCAGGAUUUGUCAGAUCGCUAAACAUCGUUAAAAUUAUCCCUACUGUCGGUGUUGGUAGCGAGACAGGUCGACAUGCCAUGAAUGAAUGGUUCCGGAGGUGGCAGGAAGAAAGGCGACGAGGAAUUGGUUGGGAUUGAGUGGAAACUUUGUAGACUAGUAAUUAAUACCUAAUUUAUUAAUUUGGUGGCUGUGAGCUUUUUGA